Molecule: messenger RNA, 2259 nt
Organism: Pestalotiopsis fici W106-1
Lineage: Eukaryota; Fungi; Ascomycota; Sordariomycetes; Amphisphaeriales; Sporocadaceae
Exons: 5
Coding region: 1-2259 (752 amino acids)
Biological process (GO): activation of GTPase activity
Molecular function (GO): GTPase activator activity
Source: RefSeq, a predicted model, not a curated record
AUGAGAUCCUUGGUGGAAUCAACCCCUCGAUGGCAAGAAACAAUCAAACACAGCUCCAGCAUAUCUCACCUGCAACAGGCGGUCAAGUCCAAUGGCCCCGAUAGUCCCUGUAUUACCGGAUGCAGAUCUGUAUGCUGGAAGGUUUUCCUCCUUGGACACGGUUCUAGUACAGCAGCCUGGUCUCAUGCCUUAUUGGAGUCUAGAAGCACGUAUGCAUCUCUCCGAGAUCACUUCUUAAAAUACAUCAAGCAUCCAGAGUACCUGGCCAAUGUGAGCAGCGAUCCGCUCGCCGAUGAUCCAGAUUCACCUUGGAAUACGUUACGGCAGGAUGAAGCAUUACGGGCAGAAAUCCUUCAAGAUGUGCAGCGCCUUCCAGAUGAGCCAUUCUACCAUGAGCCGCGGACUCAGACGCUCAUCCUCGAUGUAUUGUUCAUCUAUUGCAAACUCAACCCAGACGUUGGUGGCUAUCGGCAAGGAAUGCACGAACUGCUUGCGCCAAUCGUAUACGUUCUGGAACAAGAUGCCAUUAACCCAAAUGGCGAGGCAUCCGAAGGCGCGGCUGAUCUUACCAUGGUGGAAAUGCUAGACGCGAAUUUUAUCGAGCACGAUGCCUUUACCUUAUUUUCCAAGGUGAUGGAUCAGGCAAAGGCCUUUUACGAAACAGACGAUAAUCCAAGCAGCAUCGGGCGGUCUACUAUUGUCGAGAAAAGUCAGCACAUACAUGAGGUCCUCCUAUAUAAAGUCGAUCCGGACCUGUCAACCCAUCUCAAAAAUAUUGAGGUCCUGCCACAAAUAUUCUUGAUCCGUUGGAUUCGACUUUUGUUUUCCCGCGAAUACCCGUUUGACCAGAUGCUUGUCCUAUGGGAUACUCUUUUCUCUGUUGAUCCAAAGCUUGAUCUGGUAGAUCUGAUAUGCACCUCCAUGUUACUCAGAAUACGCUGGCAAUUACUUGAAGCCGAUUACUCCGUCGCGUUGCAAUUACUCCUCAAGUAUCCAUCACCACAGGAUCCUAAUGGACCACAUACAUUUGUCGAUGAUGCCAUGUACUUGAGGGACCACUUGAAUCCAGACGGAGGCUCUGCGCUGGUUCUCAAAUACACUGGCAGGCAACCAGCUUCCGCCACAGCAUCAUCCAGACCAACGACACCAAAAUCAUCAUUAGGUAUUGACAUCAAGCAGACUGCCGAUGGGAGGAAAUCGCCCUUGUCGCCCUCGCGCUUCCCUACCCGCUUCAUACAACAGCCGGGCGGAGUAGAGGCUCUAUUCCAGGGGGCAGCUAAGGGUAUCUUCCAAAGGGGCGAAAAGCUAGGCGUAAACCAGGCCGUGCGUGACGCAUUGGGAGAAAUCAGGCGCAACGUCAACGAGGCUAGAAGCACAAUGAAGGCAGGCCGUGAGUUGUUUUCCGAACCUGGUCCGAAUACCACGGCCAUGCAGGCGGUCGCGGCGCUAGACCGGAGGAACAAGCAGCUCGCCGUCAUGCUCGAAGAGACGCUCGCAAACUUGCAUGCUCUGGCGGCUUCGGAUAUGGAAGACAAGAAGAAGCACGGAGAAGCUUUGCAAAUCGCCGCCGCCAAGAUUCAGUUUGUCAAGGUCUAUCUGGAGGACUCGACCGUGGCGCUGCCCGAAGCUCAAGCCGCCAACGAUGACGCUUCGAUACCACUACCAGCAGACACUGAGCCAGUUUUGCCAGCCGACGCAGCUGCCUCCACAUCCACGCAGUCCCCCGAAGCAAAGUCGUCGCCAGCACCAGAAGCAGACAAUACGGCCACACUACCCAUGAUAACCGAGGUCGAGCACGCCCCAGACGCAAUCCCUACAAUACCCCCAGCGGCGGCGGCGGCGGCGGUAGCAGCAGAAGCAGGGCCGAUCGCAGAAAUCGAUCCCCUAUCAACUUCACAGCCGGCACCGCUUCCCGUCCUGCAAAGACCCCACCCACCCAUUCCGACCCGCUCGACCCUGGCCCAGUCCUCCUUUGCCUGGAUGCUGGAGCCAGACCAAUCCGCAUCCUCAGCCACGGGGCCAAAAUCUUCAGCCUUUGAGUCAUCCUCGUUGUCGUCGUCAUCAUCCAAACCCAAGCCGGCCGCCAAGAAACACCACAAAAAGUCCUCGGAUAGUGCCGACCGCCAGAGGACGGCGUUCCUGUUUGGCGAGGAGCCGGCGGGCGGGGAGGAGGGCGGGAGCGCCUUGCCCGAGGAUAUCUUUGGCUUGCAGCCCAUGGGCGGCAAGACAAAGGAGAGGGUCAGGCUCUGGGAUGACUAA